Molecule: messenger RNA, 459 nt
Organism: Cooperia oncophora
Lineage: Eukaryota; Metazoa; Nematoda; Chromadorea; Rhabditida; Trichostrongylidae
Source: the annotation of a GenBank genome assembly
AUGCUGGAUCGCUGCUACUACAAAGCUGUAAAUUGCGAGACACAACAUGACCAUCACCCUGCUAUAAGCACAAGUCUGAGGGUGGCACCACUGAACUACAUUGCGGUGCCCACUGAGUCAUUUUGUGCCAACAAGAGUAUGGUUGUCGUUAUUCAUGUAAAGUCAGAUGACGUACUCACUCGAAAUACAUUGCGUAGAACAUACGGAGAUAAACGACUGGUGGAAAAAUUCAGUUACAGUCUUCUCUUUUCCGUCGGCAGGGCGGGAGGCCCAGAGGAACAAGAGCUCUUGAGAGAGGAAGCUCGACUUAAUGGAGACAUUCUUCAGACAGACGUUGUCGAUGCUUACAGAAAGUUAACAUACAAGGUUUCCGCUGAAACCAUGCAGUUAUGCAUGGUUUCAGCGGAAACCGCCAUGCAGUUACGCAGAAGUAUAGAGAGUUUCACAUUUUCAAUUUAA